This is a messenger RNA of Oncorhynchus tshawytscha (Chinook salmon), 794 nucleotides long. It is a transcript of the gene ptrh2, whose product is annotated as peptidyl-tRNA hydrolase 2. Gene Ontology annotation, biological process: positive regulation of anoikis; negative regulation of anoikis. The record is from RefSeq and is a predicted model, not a curated record. Lineage: Eukaryota; Metazoa; Chordata; Actinopteri; Salmoniformes; Salmonidae. The transcript has 2 exons. Bases 67 to 648 code for a protein of 193 amino acids. Gene Ontology annotation, molecular function: peptidyl-tRNA hydrolase activity. Gene Ontology annotation, cellular component: cytosol; mitochondrion.
CUUCAUACCGGCAGCCUGAAACGUGUCCAGUGUAUUUUAUGUGACGUCAUCAGAAGUGGCCGGUAGAUGAAGACGAAUGUAAGCGUGUUGAUGUCGCCAGGAGCAGGUUUGACAAGUCUCAAGAUGGAUUCCCUAUACGGCCAGGUAGCCAUUGGAGUAUUGGGAGGAGUGGGCUGUGGACUUUUCCUUGGCUGGCACUUCCGGGCUCGGUUCAGCAACUCUUCCAAAGACAACGGGGCGGCGAUGGGGAAUGGCAGUAGGGGUGGAACGGCCACCAGCAUCAUGGGAGAAGGAGGGGAGUUCAAAAUGAUCCUGGUGGUCCGAUCCGACCUGAAGAUGGGCAAGGGGAAAGUGGCCGCCCAGUGCUCACACGCCGCCGUGUCGGCCUAUAAACAGGUCCAGCGCAGGAACCCUGAGCUUCUGAAACAAUGGGAGUACUGUGGCCAACCCAAGGUUGUGGUUAAAGCUCCAGAUGAGGACAGUCUGAUAGAACUGCUAACCCAUGCCAAAGAGGUAGGCCUGCCUGUCAGUCUGAUCCAAGAUGCAGGGAGGACCCAGAUAGCGCCAGGAUCCCGUACUGUGCUGGGAGUAGGCCCUGGAGCAGCUGAUCUUGUGGACAAAGUCACUGGACACUUGAAGCUCUAUUAGACACGAAAUAAGACUUGAAUUGAGUUGUCUGUAUUAGUUGUAUUUGAAAUAGGAUAAUCAUGGUCCACUUUCAAAUGUAUUUUUUUAAUGGAGAAAUUGUCAUUUGGGAACUGUACAUUAAUUUUCAUUAAAAGGUCCAAACAUCA